AUUGAGAGACUCUCAACGAUGGCCACGAAGCUGUUUUCUCCGUCGUUGUCUUGUCCAUGGUUGACUUCAAGAGAUGUGGUAAUAAAAGGGAGGAGACGCGACUGUGUGACGAAACGAAACAGAGUUUUCUCCCCUGUCACCGCCAUGGUUGUGGAGCCUUUAACUGAUGUUUCUUCAUCUGUGAUUCAGAUUCAUCAAUGGUGGGAACAGAACAAUAGUUCAGUACUGUUGAUGACGGAGACUGGUGGUGGUUACUCGUUGGCUAGUUACUACACGUCGUUGGGUUUGUUUGUUAUUUCAGUUCCUGGUCUUUGGUCUCUCAUCAAACGCUCUGUUAAAUCAAAGAUAGUGAGGAAGACGUUUGUUGUUGGAGAAGGAGAAGGAGUCAAGAAGGAGCCAAAGCAAGUUGCUGGAGAGAUUCUCUCUUUCUUCACAAGGAAGAACUUUGACAUUACUGAUCGUGGAGAAACGAUCACGUUUGAAGGAACAAUGGUUCCAAGUAGAGGACAAGCUGCUUUGCUGACGUUUUGUACAUGUAUAAGCUUAGCAAGUGUGGGUCUUGUCUUAACCAUUACAGUGCCUGAUUUUGGAAACAAUUGGUUCUUCAUUACCAUUCUUAGUCCACUCGCAGGAGCGUAUUACUGGAAGAAGGCGUCGAGGAAAGAGGAGAUAAAGGUGAAGAUGAUGGUGGGAGAAAAUGGGAAGUUGAAUGAGGUUGUGGUGCAAGGAGAUGAUGUACAGGUUGAAGAAAUGAGGAAGGAGCUUCAGUUUAGUGAGAAAGGCAUGGUUUAUGUUAAAGGUCUCUUUGAGAGAUCAUGAUACAAAACACAUUCAUAUCCCAUUUUUGCUUUUCUUUUUGGGGGACAAUGUGUUUAUACAACUGUUCUAGUAUGAGAUUAAAUGACCAUUUGACUCAAUUUCAUACUGUCUAUUCAUCAUACUAAACUAGUGUUCAUAC
Molecule: messenger RNA, 958 nt
Organism: Eruca vesicaria subsp. sativa (arugula)
Lineage: Eukaryota; Viridiplantae; Streptophyta; Magnoliopsida; Brassicales; Brassicaceae
Source: the annotation of a GenBank genome assembly